GUGCCCGGGACCCGCCACCUGCGCCACCGGCAACUUUGUGGGUCCCACCCACACCCCCUCCCCCCUUUCUUGCCCGAAGACCGGUCAGACCCUCCGGUGGGAGGGAAAUUAAAAAACCAUCCAAAACUCCAGCUGCGGCGGAAGAGGAGCGAGGGAGCCGGUGGAUCCUGGCCCGGGAUGAAGGGAUGACGCGAGUCCCUCUCGGAGGACGGCGGUGGCCGCUGGCGCAUCUCUCGGGGACCCAGGAGACUUCUACUGGUCCACUGUUUGUGUGGGAGUAGCUGGAGGCACGGACAUUGAAAACUUGACCCAAGGCGUCUCCCUGUUCGCAAACAUUCUUGAAGCACCAUUGCUGUAGAUUUGGCAGAGGUGAAUUUCUCUUGGGCAUGGUGUGUGUACACCAGGAAUAUAAAGGAACUCCCCCCCACACACCUUUGUGACACAAAAGGAACCCGAGUAAAAAAGGAGAAGAGGGGAAGGACUCAAAGAGCGUGGACGUAGAGAGUCCAGAAGGACGCAGUGGGCACCGAGACUUAUGGUCAGAUGGGCAGCGCUGAAGCAUGGAGAGGUCAAGUACCUAAGUCAAGUUCACCCAGCCGGUCUGACGGGCUCGCUGGCUUGCCUUGAGCAGAAUGGAAUGUAACUGCUAGGUCACUCUGCUGCGUGUCAAGACGACACUUGGUUUUGAAACUCAUCUGAGGAUGCCCAAAGCCGCGUCUCGAUGCGACAUCGUUAGGGGAGGACAAACAGCGUGAGGACUGACUGGUCUUCACUUCGUGUCUUGCAGGAGCCCCUUCCCUUGAGGAGGACUGCAUGGCCAGAAGUCUUCGCUGAAGUGGUGACAAUGAGUGUCCCGGUGGCUUCGAAGAAAUCUUGUUUCAGUCAGUUGCAGGAUCACAGAAAUGGAGCCAGAAACAAUAACCAGAGCAUUCUAAGCCUGGGAGAUACAAAUGCCAAUCAAAUCAUGUUGGAGGUCAGUUCUUCUAAUGACGAGCCCAAGACGUGUGAUUUGGGUGAUGAAAUUGGCAAUGCAAAUUCAAAUAGACCAGGACAUCGUGGCCACUUCCAGAAGGAGCCUCCUCAACUGCAGGGCUUUGGGAAAGGGUCUCAGGUUGGCUGGAGGGAUUUUAAACCUGCUCCUGCUGUCCAUAGGGAACUGAGUGAGGUGCCUACGGUAGAGAGAGCUACAGAUAUGCUGCAGGCACCUCCCAAUACCCAGGGACCAAGUCUCUCAAGUUGGAGGAACAUAGAGGGUGAGGCCAGUCUAAUGACUUGGGCUAAAAGGGAAGCUGACGUUCCCAGGUAUGUUUCCAAGGACAAGUUGGCAAAGACACUUGACAAUGAGGAAUUGAGAAGGCAUUCCUUGGAGACAGCAUGCAGUGCUGUAGUGGCCGCUGGCAGCUUGACUUGGCAGCAUCUGCCACCCACAUGGCUGGAUGCCCCUGAGUCAUGGGGUCAUGUGCCUGGGGGUGGGGAGGGGCCACAGGGGACAUUGGCCAGCCACUCUCCAGGAGCAGCUUUUUGCCCAGCUGACAGUACCUCAGAGGGAAAGAGUGUUCAUGCUCCUAAACCAUCUACCUCAGAAGCGAAGGGGCUCACCUCCUCAGAAAAUCAGGCAGAAGGGACACUUGGCCCGGAUGUUUGCAAGGAGCACCCAGUGCAUGCUGCCCGUCUGGAGCCUGCGCUGGAUCCAGCUUCUGCAUUGAAGGAAGUCCUGAGUUGUCCCGAAGCACACGUAAGUCAGGGAGAGAGGGAGCCGAAGCUGGAGCUAAUGUGUGUUCAACCCAGGGUUGAGCAGGAGCUGAAGUCAGCCCAGGCAGGGGGUCUGGGAGGUCACAAGGAAGACAGUGGGUCUCCCAUAGAGAAGAAAGAGCCAUGUGUACCAGCACUCCAAGAAGCCAUUGAUGUGGAGAGCCAUCAACCAAACAGCAGCCACCACCAAUUUGGGGUGGGAAGGGACAGCGGAGACAGAGAGAUGAUGGAAAUCAGUGUAGUGGAGGAGGGGCCUUUCCAAGCCACCUCCCAACAGGGCCCUGCUCCCUUUGGAGCAGCUGGACAUCAACCCACUGGCAAAAUGUCACCAAGUACAGGCAGGUUAUUGGGAGAUAUAACACCUAUCAGUUUUGCACCUGGUGAUGGACACGUAGCUCUUGUUCCCAUUGAUCCAUCUGGAAGCAUGUCCUUAGAAGUCAGCAAGGAGAAACGGAGGCUAGGCAAUGGGACCACGGGCACCACUACGGCAUUGACAUCGGGUCCUUCUGUGGGAGAAAGCAGAACUGAGGUCACUCACAGUGGCAGCUCAGAAGCUAGACCAAGCCAAGAGAUGACGACACCUGUCAGUGAAAAUAGGAACCUUGUACGAGACGCAGCUAAGCCUGAAAUUGCUCCGGCCAGAGCAGAGUCAGCUCUCAACACCCUUGCUCCCCUCCACCCAGAGACGACUGUGAACAUGACCCACCAGCCCGCAUCACCCAGUAGCAGUGUUCAGGAGCUCCGUGUGUUUAGUGUGGACACAGCCUCACCUUUGGUGGCCCCGCCUCCCAGUGACAAUGUGAGGGUGUUGAACACGUCCCUGAAAGUGCCUGACAACACCUGCCCCAGUGGGAUCCCCAAGACUGUGGUCACACACCCCAAGGACAUGCCUGCCUCACAGGAAACCAUGGAGAAACAUGAAGUCGAAAAACCAGAAGAGAGGACUGAGGUGAAGCCCAUCCUCCUGCCAAAGCCCAAGCACGUGAGGCCCAAGAUCAUCACCUACAUCCGGAGGAACCAGCAGGUGCUGGGCCAAGGGGACACCUCGCUGGUCCCCGUGGGGCUCCCUUAUGUUCCACCCACGUGCGGCAUGCCUCUGCACCCGGAGGAGAAGGCAGCGAGCGGUGACCUUCAGCCAUCUCCCAACCUGUAUGAGAAAUUUAAGCCAGAGUUGCCGAAGCCAAGGGUCUUCACCUCUGGAUUGACAGUCUCCGGGAUCAAGCCUCCAGGGCACCAUUUCAGUCAGAUGAGUGAAAAGUUUCUGCAGGAGGUAACAGACCCCACUGGAAAAGAAGAACUUUGCUCCCCGCCCUACACGCACUACGAGGUACCGCCAACCUUCUACCGCUCGGCCAUGCUCCUGAAGCCGCAGCUGGGGUUGGGUGCGAUGUCCCGUCUCCCAUCUGCCAAGAGCAGGAUCCUGAUCGCAAGUCAGAGGUCCUCAGCAAGUGCCCUCCACCCACCAGGACCUGUCGCCACGGCUGCGGGCCUCUACAGUUCGGAGCCUUCAGAUUUAAAGAAAGCUGCUAGUUCAAAUGCUACAAAGUCCAGUCUCCCCAAAUCUGGACUUCGUCCUCCUGGCUACUCGCGUCUCCCCGCAGCCAAGCUGGCGGCCUUUGGCUUCGUGCGGAGCUCCAGUGUGUCCUCCGUGUCCAGUACCCAGUCCGUGGACAGCGUGCAGCCAGAGCAGAGCCGGCCUGUCCCGCGUUCAACCUUUGCGAAUGAAGAGCAGCCAGUUCUGAAGGCAGCUCUGCCAUCUAAGGACACACCCAAGGGGGCUGGGAGGGCAACCCCUCCUCCGUCCUCCAGCGUGACGACGCCCCGCAGGAGUUUGCUUCCAGCGCCAAAGCCCACUUCUGCACCUGCUGGAACCAAGAAAGAGGCACAGAAGGAUCACGAUGCCAGUAAGCCAGCGGUUUCCUCUCCCAAGAAAACCCCCUCUUCCACCACCAGGCUUCACUCACCAGGGUACCCAAAGCAGAGGACCCCGGCUCCCCGCAACGGACUCGCAGCCAAGCCCGCCCCGCAGGCGCAGGCCCGGGAGGCCGAGCGGCAGCUGGUGCAGCAGCUGAAGGAGCGCUGUGAGCGGCAGGCCCGGCAGCUGGGCCUCGCUCGCGGGGAGCUGAAGAGGACCGUGCGCGUCUUCGAGGCCCUGGCCGUGUCCACGCAGCAUUUCUUCAGCAAGAAUGAAAGUGCCCUUGUGAAAGAAAAAGAGCUGUCAAUCGAACUUGCAAACAUCAGGGAUGAAGUUGCCUUCAACACGGCCAAAUGUGAGAAACUGCAGAAGGAGAAGGAGGCGCUGGAGCUGCGGCUCGAGGAGGAGCUGAGGCGGCUGGGCUGGCAGCAGCAGGCCGAGCUGCAGGAGCUGCGGGAGCGGCUGCAGCGGCAGUUCCAGGCGGAGAGCGCGCGCCUGCAGGAGGAGCACCACGGCCAGCUGCUGCGCGUGCGUUGUCAGCACCAGGAGCAGGUGGAAGACAUCACCGCCAGCCACGAGGCCGCUCUCCUGGAGAUGGAAAAUAACCACACAGUUGCCAUCACCAUCCUGCAGGAUGACCAUGACCACAAAGUCCAAGAACUGAUAUCUACCCAUGAACUUGAAAAGAAAGAGUUGGAAGAAAAUUUUGAGAAACUGCGGCUGUCAUUACAGGAUCAAGUGGACACAUUGACCUUCCAGAGCCAGUCUCUGCGGGACCGAGCCCGGCGCUUCGAGGAGGCGCUGAGGAAAAACACGGAGGAGCAGCUGGAGAUUGCGCUGGCCCCGUAUCAGCACCUGGAAGAAGACAUGAAGAGCCUGCAGCAGGUGUUGGAGAUGAAGAACCAGCAAAUCCACCAGCAGGAAAAGAGGAUCAUCGAGCUCGAAAAGCUGGCAGAAAAGAACAUUAUCCUGGAAGAAAAGAUUCAGGUUCUCCAGCAGCAGAAUGAAGACCUCAAAGCAAGGAUUGACCAGAACACAGUUGUCACCAGGCAACUGUCAGAGGAAAAUGCCAAUCUCCAGGAAUAUGUGGAGAAAGAGACGCAGGAAAAGAAGAGGUUGAGCCGAACCAACGAAGAGUUGCUGUGGAAGCUCCAAACUGGGGACCCAACCAGCCCGAUUAAACUCUCCCCCACGUCCCCGGUUUACAGAGGCUCUUCCUCCGGGCCCUCCUCUCCAGCCAGAGUCAGCACCACUCCCAGAUGACGGCACCUUACCACCUGUCCUCCUGAGGGAAUGCUGGUCAGGCGCCAGGGGCCACCCUGCGCGCGUGCUCAGUAACUGCAUCGUGCACCCUAGGCAGCGUUCUCUUCUGACCCCUCCCCCGCCGCCCCCUCC
Jaculus jaculus (lesser Egyptian jerboa) is the source of this 5062-nucleotide messenger RNA. RefSeq names its product microtubule associated scaffold protein 2 (gene Mtus2). The coding region runs from base 845 to 4930 and encodes 1361 amino acids. Gene Ontology annotation, molecular function: microtubule binding. The transcript is spliced from 18 exons. Gene Ontology annotation, cellular component: cytoplasm; nucleus. The record is from RefSeq and is a predicted model, not a curated record. Lineage: Eukaryota; Metazoa; Chordata; Mammalia; Rodentia; Dipodidae.